This is a messenger RNA of Coffea eugenioides, 1359 nucleotides long. Its product is annotated as ATP-dependent Clp protease ATP-binding subunit CLPT1, chloroplastic-like. The coding region runs from base 124 to 828 and encodes 234 amino acids. The transcript is spliced from 6 exons. NCBI's taxonomy places the organism in Eukaryota, Viridiplantae, Streptophyta, Magnoliopsida, Gentianales, Rubiaceae. The record is from RefSeq and is a predicted model, not a curated record.
CCCCAUUGGUUAACCAUUUAACCCGACCCAUUUGGAAGGUACUGCGUGCGAGAAAGACGCCCUGGAAUUGUCGUUCAAAAGUACUGGAAAAGAACUGGGGUUUAGUUCCUUGUUGAACGUUCGAUGGCGGCCAAUACACUCUCAGUGAUACUUCCAAUCUCAUAUCCAACUUCACUAUCUCUCCAGAAACCCACGGACCAUUCCUUGGCUUUCAAUCGGGAUUGUAAGUUUAUUCCUUUUCUUGGCGAAAAACUUUCCAUUCGCUCGUCAAAUUUAAGUCUUGUCGCCUCAAAACGACGCAGUUCAACUGCGGCAACGGCCUCCUUUAGUCUUCCCAUCUCCAAGGAAAAAAGGGAUUCCUCUGAAAAAUUACCCAGAUGGUCUGCGAGGGCAAUAAAGUCAUUUGCUAUGGGGGAGUUGGAAGCUAGGAAGCUCAAGUAUCCGAAUACUGGGACAGAAGCUUUACUAAUGGGAAUCUUGGUUGAAGGAACGAGUUUGGCUGCCAAGUUCUUGAGGGAAAAUGGCAUCACACUUUUUAAGGUGCGAGAAGAAACUGUAAAGUUACUCGGUAAAUCUGACAUGUACUUUUUCAGUCCAGAGCAUCCUCCCGUGACUGAACCUGCUCAAAGGGCUCUUGAUUGGGCUAUUGAGGAGAAACUGAAGUCUGGUGAAAGUGGGGAAGUAACGACUACGCAUUUACUUCUUGGUAUAUGGGCACAAAAGGAGUCAGCAGGACAUCAAAUAUUGGCUGCACAGGGCUUUGAUGAUGAGAAAGCUAAAGAGCUGGCAAAGAAUAUGGACAAGGAUAUAAUUUUGAGCUUCAAAUAGAUCGCUGAAAAGGUUCAGAAAGUGCCUGUUUGUUUGCGUGGUUGUGAUCAACUUCUGAGAGGAGAAAGCUUCUAGUAAUGGACUUCUGAGACUCUCUGUCGGAAGUUAUCCUUUUUACAGUGGCCUGACUGGCUGUGUUCAGUAACACACUUAUUAUAUCCAGGGUCCGAGCAUACCGAUGUCUCAUCAACAGACGUCCGAAUAUUACACAAGUUAUGUCAUAGUGAAGUUACCUCUGAUCUGUACUAAGAAACAACAACACAAGUUAUUUAUGGAAGAGUUUGAUGUCAUGCUGAAUAUCUACUGGGAUAUCACUGUGGAAGUCAGGUCAAUGAUUUGUCGAAUUGAGAAUCUUCUUGAUUUGGAUUCGUUGUUGGUUAGUCCAUUAGCGCAUGGUGUGAGUUUUUUUGGUCUCAGCUACUUGCUAGAGAAAAUCAGAUUGUGAAAUGCGGUAGUUUUUGGCGGCAUAUCAAAAGUAUUUGCACUUUUUGUACUUGCUCAAGUAUUAAUCUUUUCCCGUUUUUGUUUAUU